AUGGAACUCAUCCUCCAAACUGCGGUUACUUUUCUAUCACGCACAUGCUCGAUCGACGGACGUCAGCUCGCAAACAUGUCCAGGAGAUUCGGCCAGGCCGCAAUGCAUGGUCAACAUACCAUCACACGACACUGUACAUAUCAAGGUACAAGUACAUAUAAAGCAACAUGUCCUGGAAGUGAUCUAGAGAUGCUCGCUUUUACUUUCCAAAUCUCGUCUGGCAUUUGCAUAUCACAACCCGACAUUCAGUCUUCAUACAGCACAUUGCUAAUCUCAAUCUUACGCUGCUUCAAAGAAGAGGUCAAUGCUCUCGAGGAGCAUGAUAUUCGUCGAAUGCUUAAUGGAUCCCUUCUCCUUUCUUUUGAGAAGGAGACGUUGCUGCCUUCACCUUCACACACAGCCCCAUUCACGAUUUGCUACAAUCCAUUCCGCUAUUCAUCGAACAACAGGAUCUUCUUCACUGGCGAUGUUGAACGCCCGUCGACCCUGAUCCUUGGCAGAGUGGUCACAGAGGUAAGCACUGCUUUCAUCACGCUACUCGACAUUUCCCGGCGGCGACGCCGCACCAAGCUGCAGAUGCAAAGGGGGCUGCAACACCAGCCAGUGUGCAUGUCGCAAAUUCGGCGCAUCCUGCUCACUGUUGUGCGACUGUAUGGAUUCUUGGGCCUUUCCCCUUUCAAGAGUCUCGUUCAAAUUUUCGGCGGAAUCGACACGAAAGAGUUGGCUCAAAUGACAAGAGGAGGCAUUCAAGGUGGUGUAGGAUUUUUGCUCCACCACUCGCGAUUAGAGAAGAUCACGACUAAACCCGCGAAUGCAUGCUUCACAAAGUUUCUAAAUCGCAGACAUGCUUUCAUUGACGUCGAGAACCUCAAAAUUCAGCUGAACGGAGACUCUGAGGCAUUCGAGUGUGACGCCAUCCUGGCAUCCUGGCGCGCUAUGCUGAAGAGCAUGCAGAAAAAAGGCUCGAGCGCGGCGGACGUGGACGAGCAUUUCCAACUCCUCUUCCAGUACGGCCUUGGCGAAAUUUCCGACAAAGAUCCAACAACUGCAAGGAAUGAGAAAGAGUCUCUACAUUUCUGGUCUUUCUGUCGUGGUGGAUGGGUGGAUCGAGAUUUGGUCAUGCACUGUUGGAAAUGUAACUCGUGCUACGACGACGCGUGGCAUUGCGAUACUUGUGGCGUCUGUAAGAUUGGACGCAAGUUUAAGUGUGAUGGAUGUGGUGGUUGGUCGGAAAUCGGGGCUGUUGAAGGGAUUGAAGAUGGACGGGCUGUGACUGCAGGACAAAAACGGGGUCGCCGGGCAGAGAAAAGGAAGCGAGAGUCGAUGCAGGAUGGGUCGCAUGCUGCUGCUCGAGCGACACAUGGUUGA
Molecule: messenger RNA, 1368 nt
Organism: Pseudocercospora fijiensis CIRAD86
Lineage: Eukaryota; Fungi; Ascomycota; Dothideomycetes; Mycosphaerellales; Mycosphaerellaceae
Exons: 5
Coding region: 1-1368 (455 amino acids)
Source: RefSeq, a predicted model, not a curated record